Dunckerocampus dactyliophorus (ringed pipefish) is the source of this 6370-nucleotide messenger RNA. RefSeq names its product basic helix-loop-helix ARNT like 2 (gene bmal2). Gene Ontology annotation, biological process: regulation of transcription by RNA polymerase II. Gene Ontology annotation, molecular function: protein dimerization activity; DNA-binding transcription factor activity, RNA polymerase II-specific; RNA polymerase II cis-regulatory region sequence-specific DNA binding. The transcript has 17 exons. Bases 244 to 2157 code for a protein of 637 amino acids. NCBI's taxonomy places the organism in Eukaryota, Metazoa, Chordata, Actinopteri, Syngnathiformes, Syngnathidae. Gene Ontology annotation, cellular component: aryl hydrocarbon receptor complex; cytoplasm; nucleus. The record is from RefSeq and is a predicted model, not a curated record.
UGCCGAUAGGAGGAGACCGUGUGUCAUCUUCCGCGCUUUCACCGCCAAGCUGGCCCCAAAGGAGGGAAUCCUCCUGUGCAUGUUUCUGCACACCCUUAUCAUUUACUUGUGUGGUACAAUAAUGUACCUUUUAUUGGCUGUUUAACUCGUCGUCUUGGAUUAAAAACAAAAGCAUUAUUCUUCGUUAUUCGACCGCCUCAUCCAUGCAUUGGAGUCCUGGGCCCCAGCGCACCGGCUCCAGCCAUGGCGGCCAGGAAUACCGCCGCUGGCGGCGGUGACAGAACGGAAGGCGAACGAGGAGAGAAUGUAAUUGAGGAAAACCAAAUGACCUCCGUCUCUCUACCCAGCCUGAUGACUCCAACCUCAAUGGUUGGCAUGUCCCUGGGCCUGGAGAUGCCCCGGAAACGAAAGGGCAGUGUGGACAACCAGGAAACAAAAUUGGCAUUGUUCACAAGUGACUAUAUGGAUGAGGACCAAAAUGGUUCAGAUGAAGAGGACCAACAUGCCAAAAUGAAAUGUUUCAGGGAACCACACAGCCAAAUUGAGAAGAGAAGACGAGACAAAAUGAACACGCUGAUUGACAAGCUGUCAGCCAUGAUUCCAACAUGUAACCCUAUGUCUCGUAAACUGGACAAACUCACUGUGCUCAGAAUGGCCGUGCAGCACCUCAAAUCCCUCAAAGGUUCCUCAAGCUCUUUUUCCGAACUUAACUACAAACCAUCAUUCCUGCCUGACGAGGAGCUCAAACACCUGGUCCUAAAGGCUGCAGAUGGCUUCCUGUUUGUAGUUGGCUGCGAUCGGGGGAAAAUUGUUUUUGUCUCUGAGUCCGUCACGAAGAUAUUAAAUUAUAGUCGGGCAGAGCUGAUUGGCCAGAGCUUCUUUGAUUAUGUCCACCCUAAAGACAUGGGAAAAGUGAAGGAACAGCUGUCAGCAUCUGAACUGUACCCUCGUGAACGACUGAUAGAUGCUAAAACUGGUCUGCAAGUCCAGGCUGACCUCCCAGUCGGCGCAACACGACUGUGUUCAGGCGCACGACGCUCUUUCUUCUGCCGUAUGAAAUGCAACAAAAUAUCCGUCAAAGUUGAGGAGAAGGAACUUCAGGCCAGCACCUCCAAAAAGAAAGAAUCGCAAAAGUACUGCACAGUUCAUUGUACAGGCUACAUGCGCAGCUGGCCCUCCAGUCAGCUGGAAGCAGAGGGCGAGUGCGAUGCAGAGAAGCAAGAGAGCUCCCACUUCAGCUGUCUGGUUGCUGUGGGGCGCAUCCACUCCCACUCAUCUCCUCAAGUCAACGGAGAUUUCCGGGUCAAACCCACAGAGUUCAUCACACGUUAUGCCAUGGAUGGCAAGUUCACCUUUGUCGAUCAAAGAGCAACAACCAUUCUUGGUUAUCUUCCCCAAGAGUUGCUUGGGACUUCAUGCUAUGAGUACUUCCAUCAAGAUGACUUACCACAUUUAGCUGACCGACAUCGAAAAGUGCUGCGGAGUAAAGAGAAAAUCGAGACAAAUUGCUACAAAUUUAAAACAAAAUAUGGCUCUUUUGUCACACUGCAAAGUCAGUGGUUUAGUUUUGUAAACCCCUGGACCAAAGAAGUUGAAUAUAUUGUGUCAACUAACACAGUCAUAUCGCAUGAUCACAGUCGAAAAAGCCAGUCAGGAAACAAGACUGAACAGUCAAGCGCUUCUAAGGCUUCAGGAGAAGAUGGAAAGAAGUCUCUUCCAGUUAUACCAGGCAUCUCUACCACACCUAUGGUAUAUGCCGGAAGCAUCGGGACCCAGAUUGCCAAUGAGCUGCUGGACUUCCACAGAAUGCACUCCUCACCCUCCAGUGGUAACGUGAGCCCGUUUAGUCUGCCACAGGACAAAUCUCUGCUCACAAAUCACGACCAAGUCAGCAACAAUGUGCCAAAUGGUGAAGCUACAGAAAUGGAGAUCCCAGAAAAAAGCAGCUCAGAGGAGGACCCCCAGGGGGCUUUAUUCCCUGGAGGGGAGACACUCAUGGGGGAGAACUCCCAGUUAGAUUUGGACAGCGUGGUUGAACCGGGCCUUGGAAGUCUUACCAAUGAUGAAGCAGCUAUGGCUGUGAUCAUGAGACUCCUGGAGACAGACUCGAACUUGGGUGAAGCAGGGGACUUUGAAGAUAUGCACUGGUCCUUAUAGAAGCUACACUUGAAAGGCGAGGCAGUGACACCUGGUUUUCAGUUCUAUUUAUUAAGCAGUUGUCAAACGGCUGUUCUCAAAAGGCAACUGUAUCACCAACGGUAAGGAACACCCGCGUUUUCGCCGGAGGAGGUGAUGCGCUGCUAAGGCCUUACAGCAGUCUGCCUGCCAUGGAACACCAUUACGUUUACCCCUUGUCCACUACGGCUGUUUCAGAGUUGUAUUGGUGUAGGUUCCCAAAGCUUUAUUUUUGAUUAUCUAGGGCGCCGAGCAAGUGACGUUUUUUCAGAUUCGCCAUUGGCUCCAAAAGGUUUCCGUGUCAAGUGGCGAACUCUUGCAUAAUCCGUCCAAAUACACAAAUGUAUGAAAAUUUUUUUGCACCACAGACCACAAUGUCCCUCAGACAAUGUAGUGAAUGAUGUGCAGUAUUAUUAAGUGAUAUUUGUUCGCACAUUGGGUAAUAAAUAGUCAAUCGCUGUUACUUUCCUUUAAGAGCGCGCUGCCGUGCCAUGGAAGGCGUGUGCUUCCACUGCAUACACACUAGAACUUUCACUCCUCUUCUACGUGUUCCUAUCAUUCACGUUCAUGUUACAUUUGGAUGUUAUUUCUAGCAUACUAUCUGGUUGGCUGGAGAGAAGUAUUUUUCUUUGGAGAGCAGAAAGUGACAGAGCUCUGUUGCCUUGUGUUAAUCAGUUGGUUGACAGUGACUGUCCAUACUGCAGUUUUAUGUAACAUCUAUUUUUUAAUUGAAUAGUACAUUCAUAGUACAGUGGAAUUAUUUUUUUAUUGAUUGGCCAGUACUUGUUUCCUAGUCGGAGGCGUAAAACCCUGUGACGUAAUGGCAUAGCUCCCGAGGGCAUGGGAAGUGAAUGCGAUGUCAAAUCAGUUUGCAGCCAGAGCUUUAAACUGCCUCAAUUCUGCCUCCAAAUGAACCUGACACCAGCACCGAAGUUGGCAGUAUUGGAAAGGGGGUAAUUGACAUUGUCAUUUAACGAGGCCUGAGAAUCUGCACAGGAAGUCUCUCGUAUCAACCAGGGGUUUGGGAGUCCCACCAAUACUUGAACAGAGGACAGGAAUGAUGCAACACAUUGCACUGAAUCAACUCACUGUUUUUUGGUUGUUGUUUUUUUUUACAUUGUACUUUAAAGCUCCUGUCUCCCAUCUUUGAACCCUGCCCUCCACACCUACUUUUCAGGCCAUUUCCAUGGUCUUGCAUUUGCCUCAGAGCAGCCAUUUAAAAAAAAAAAAAAAAAAAAUCAUGUCUCCCUAUGGGUUUGUGAACAGUGCAAUGCAUAAUAGCACUUAGAGACAUUUAAAGGCAAUGACUAAACAAUCACCUCACACCUGUUAUUAUAGUUUAUUUUCUGAGUGAUAUAGCGGUAGAAGAAGUGACUUCUCAGGAGUUGAUGGAGAAAAGCCACCCCAUAUAAACAUAUAGUGUCGCAGUUCUUAGCAGCUGUAGCAGUAUUUAACAUUUUUUACAUUUCCCUGCAUUUUGUAACUUGAAAUGUAUAACUGUUCUCGGUCACAUGUGCAACUGUGUAUUUACUUGUGGUCAGUUUCAUCGUGUCCCAAAUAAGCAGAGUUUAGAUUUUUAUUCAUGUUAUUUUCAGUGGCAGUCAUCCAUGCAUAGAUUUUGGGAUAUAUUAUGCAGUGAUCAUUCCAUAAAUGUUUAAAGUAUGCCCCAUUUUCCCAUUCGUCACUCCUGAUAUCAAGCGGGUACAUUUCUGUUGGUGUACCGCAAUCUGACAUUUGAAUGAGUCCUUGACUUGCCAUUAUUACCUCAACUUGUUUUGUCUACAUAUGACCUUGCACACACAUCACAAUAAAUAGGGUCUUGCAGUGAAAUAGAUGGCCUCACGUGGCUUUGAAGUUGACUCAAAAUAUAUUUUAUAACAAAAUAUCUAAACUCUGAAUAUGUAUACGAAAUUAUUAGAAAUGUAGGAAGAAAUGUACAUGAGUUUGGAGUGUGUCUGUGCGAUGUUAUCCAUUUAUCCAAGAGUCGAAGGCCACUAAUGCUUACAAUUUCUGUACUAAUUCAACCCAGUGGUUUGAUGGGCUUCAGAUUUGUCAGUUCUUCCACACCAAACUCACCCAAGCACGUCUUCAUGGAUGUUCUAAAUCUUGCGCUGAUAUAAUGCGUCAUGUCUAUACAGUACAUUUAAAAUCUGACUUUGAUGAUGCAGAGUAGAAUCUAUAGUCCGACAAAAUUUUAAGAAACUGCUUGCAUUGAUAUUUUUUUCUAUUCCAUUCCUGAAAAGGAGUAACCUUCAUCAAGUGACUAUCACAAUUCAGGCUUGAAAUAUUGUGAGCUCAUCCUGAUAGGCCUUUUGUGUGCAAUGUAAUGGAAAAAGAUGACUGCGACCUGUCAGCACCAUUCAGUUAAGUGACACCAAUUUGGCCAGACACUGAAUAAGCAGCCCAGCUCCUGAUGGCAUAUACGGAAAUCCAUGCUCCCAUCCCUGAAUUGUGAUCUGAACAAUAAUGUAUUUGCUGUCUCAUGCUUGAAAUACGAGGAACCUACAGGUGGAGCAUCUUAACUCGCGGACGCUCCCGUUUGUGUCCAAAGUGCCUUUGGACGUUUCCACGAUGACACGCAAUAAGCCUGUGUUGUUGUUUUGGGGUUAUCUUUUUUUUCAAACACCUCAGCUAACUGAAAGUAGGGCUCCUUAUACGAUGUUCAAAUGCAUUUUUGGAUACAACUUGACACCACGUGGCACAGUAUGAUUUAAGAUGAGAACUUAAGCAUUAGAUACCUGACCAAACUGAGAGCGGUACAGCUUUCCACAGACACCGGCAUUUUGUAUUCUCUUUCAAAAUUUCUGUUCUUAUAAUUCAGUCAUUGCUUUGUUGUAGCUGUACAUUUCCCGUUUGUUGUGAGUUCUGACACAAAAGCUUUUGUGAACGAUAAGCCAUCCAGGAAGACGUCAUACUUUGCCUCUUUUUUUUUUUUUUUUACUGAAACAUUAGAUUUUGUAACAUUCUUGUUUCCAUUUGCAUGCUUCUUCUGUUUCAUUUCCUAAUAGACUGGCGCUUGUGUGCGUUGUAUACAAUUGACUGCCCCUGCACAGGAGGACGGACCCCGACCUUUUAGCUUGAAGUUGACACUUUGGGAAAACUUGGUACUCUUAACAGCCACUUCCUGCCACACUAACUCAAGAGGAAGCCCUAACUGUAUUGAUCUGUUUCAUAUUGCUGCUACAAUUAACUGGGGUCUCUUCCCAGCCGGUCUUGUUAAUAAAUGUUAGUUUACUCCCAACAUGACUUGAAUUGACUUUUUUUUUUCCAAACCAUGUUGCAAACUAUAGUGUGUCUAUCAUGGGUGCAAAAAUAACCUUUGACCCCAGCUACAUCUAAAAUGGGACAUGCAAGCUUGAAUAGGGUUCAAGCUUUAAAUAUAUGGAAGAUAUUGGAAAUUGUGACUGGUGGAGAGGUUGACGAUGAACCUGCACUGAUACGAUGGUGGCUGAUAGGGGCACAGCAAUGUCCAAACACAAUGCAAAGGGAAAAUGCAGCAAAUGCCAAAAAGAGACACAAACCCCAGAAACAACUGCAAAAUGGAAAGAAAAAUGCAAUUUUUUUUUAAGUGCAAUUUUGUGUUUUUUUAACAGCAUAUGAACGAACACGCUUGCGGUGUAUUAGAGCAAGCUGUCGGUGCUCUGUUGUUGUAUUUACUCGUGCUACCAGGAGUGGGUGUUAUCUCACGUUUGAACAUGUGUGCAGCUACACUUGUCUCAGUGUGUUUACCUGUAGAGCACAUUUGUAGUCUACAGCAAACAAUAGCCGGCCAAAUAUAGAGCCACAAAAGUCCUUAUUGGCGAAGGGAGAACCCGCCCAUAGUGUUCUGCAUCCUGAUUGGCUUUAGACCACUGUCAGUCAGUCUCCUUCGUGCCACCGCUAGCAUACUAGCUAACUGUGUGAGCUCCUUGCUAACCGCCAACAAACAAUAGAAGAAGCAGCAGCUAACAGGCUAAAUGAAUCUUCGGUUCAAGGAGUGGGAUGAGGACGACGACGGCAUGUUUUAUGCUUAACAAGGAUACAAAAACUACAGUCGAAGGGCACCAGAACAAAGCACCAUCAGAGGAGUGAAUAAGUAUGUCACUUUAUUUAUUGUGUCCAAUCUAGUGGAUUGACCAUAAAAAUUCAAAUGAAAUUUGAACUUUGAGAGUUUAAAAUGUGAGAAAAUGUUAAUGCCUGUCUGAGAAAAGUGUGU